GAAUUAUUGACGUCAGAGCAUGUACAACCGAUUAACGGCAAUUUAAGGGUCAGUCGAUUCUCCGGACAGGGCCAUGCAAGCGGGGUGGAAGCAGAAACGGAUGGCGAACUAGAGAAUGAAGAAGUGCUAACAGAGGCAGAUUUGGCAAGUCAGUUGCGAAACGGCUAUCUUAAUGAAGUCGAGGCGAUCCUGACAGCGUGCCAGCAGGUUGCUGAAGGAACCGGCAACCUAGUACAUUGGGCAGCAGCAGCUCAACGUGAACUGGUGCUACUGGGACGCGUUAAGCCGAUCACACCUGCUGAAAUGGCUCUGGAGGCCGACUCUCAGUGGACACAUGGUCUCAUUUCAGCCGUGAGUCUUUUUGGGCUCUUUCUUUUAUCCAAUCUGAUUCAUUCAAAUGCAAAUUUGCAACUCCUUUCAGCUGGCUAUGUUGCCACUGCGGCCAACCAUCUUGUUGAGGUUGCUCAGACUCUCGUGGCUCUCAAGCGCUCUUCUCGUCCACUUUCUGGCCAGAUUGCUGCUGUCACUGCUGAGAUCGCAGCAAGAUCUGAUGCCACUGCUUCUCUCUUUUCUCAACCUGAUACAAAUUCAACUCCAAUUCUCUUUCGGCCAGAGGGCGUAAUUGCGGCCGCCAGAACUGUGGCUUCCUGUACCACCCAGUUGGUUCUUGCUUGCCAAGCCAAAGCUGAUCCAGACUCAGUUAGCUGGCGAGGGCUCAAAAGUGCUGCCUCUGGUGUGAACAGAGCAGUAGAGCGCUUGGUAUGGACGGUGCAGUUGGGUCAGGAAAAAGAGAGACAGGAUUUUCUGGUUGCAGAACAGCAGUUGUUGGAUCAGCAAUUGUACGUCGCAUUUUUAAACAUUGGUUUAUUGUCCUACUUAUGA
Molecule: messenger RNA, 882 nt
Organism: Protopolystoma xenopodis
Lineage: Eukaryota; Metazoa; Platyhelminthes; Monogenea; Polystomatidea; Polystomatidae
Source: the annotation of a GenBank genome assembly